This is a messenger RNA of Oryctolagus cuniculus (rabbit), 3836 nucleotides long. It is a transcript of the gene AQP11, whose product is annotated as aquaporin 11. Lineage: Eukaryota; Metazoa; Chordata; Mammalia; Lagomorpha; Leporidae. Gene Ontology annotation, cellular component: cytoplasm; membrane. The record is from RefSeq and is a predicted model, not a curated record. Gene Ontology annotation, molecular function: channel activity. Gene Ontology annotation, biological process: transmembrane transport.
UGCCCCACCCGCGUCCGCUUCCAGUCGCUAAGGGAGGCGGUGGAGGGCGUGUUUGUGUCUGGCUGGGCUGACCGUUGGCCCCCUCUCCUCGCCUCCCCUCCUCCCCGGCUCGGUCCCGGCUCGGGUCCCAACACCCCAGCACCGAGCCGGGGAGCGGGGGAGGAACCUGCCAGCGUGACGCCCCGCCGCCAAUCGACCCGCCCCGAGGGGCGUGAGGAGGGGGCGGGGCUGCGGACUUUGGAUUCCGGCGCCUGGACCGCCUCCCUGCCAGCCGCAGCAGGCAACCUGGCCAGGCAAACGGAGAAGCCAUGUCGGCGCUGCUGGGUCUCUGGCCCGAGGUGCGGGACACUUGCACCUCGCUGGGCCUUAUGCUGUCGACCGUGCUAUUCGUGGGGUUGGCCCGCGUGGUCGCCCGGCAGCAGCUGCACAAACCCACGGCCCACGGCUUCGUGCUGGAGUUUAUAGCCACCUUCCAGCUUUGCUGCUGCACACACGAGCUGCAACUGCUGAGCGAGCACGACCCCGCACACCCAACCUGGACGCUAACGCUAAUCUACUUCUUCUCGCUGGUGCACGGCCUGACUCUGGUGGGCACCUCCUGCAACCCGUGCGGCGUUUUGAUGCAGAUGCUGCUGGGGGAAAUGUCCCCAGAGAUGGGUGCGGUGAGGCUGUUGGCUCAACUGCUUGGCGCUCUAGCCAGCAGGUACUGCAUAGGCGCCCUGUGGAGCCUGGGGCUGGCCAAGUAUCACUUCAGCGAGAGGAGCCUGGCUUGCAAGCAUCCCAUCCACGUCGACUUGCCUAAAGCUGUCACCUCAGAGGCCAUCUGCUCCUUUAUCUUCCACAGCGCUCUGCUGCACUCGCAGGAAGUCCGGUCCAAACUCCGUAUCCACCUGCUGGCUGCGCUCAUCACUUUUCUGGUCUAUGCAGGAGGAAGUCUAACGGGAGCUGUAUUUAAUCCAGCUUUGGCACUUUCACUACAUUUUUCAUGUUUUGAUGAAGCAUUCCCUCAAUUUUUUAUAGUAUAUUGGCUGGCUCCUUCUUUAGGAAUAUUGCUGAUGAUCUUGAUGUUCAGCUUUUUCCUUCCAUGGCUGCAUAACAACCAUACAACUAAUAAAAAGGAGUAACUCUUUCCAAAGACACAGACUAAGACGAGACAGUCCAGUUGGAUGUGACAAGAUUUUUUUUUCAUCUCAAAUUCAAAACUGCACUGGAUUCAUCAAUGUUAACUUCCUUUGAGAAAGCUGUCUUAUUAUAGUUUUCAUUACUGGGACUUAAAAUUACUGUGAAAAUGAAGUAUCCUGUAUUUCUCAGUUAAGACUUGUUCUUUUGAGUGAUGUAUUAAAUGCUGCUAGAUGGCCGGCACCGCAGCUCACUAGGCUAAUCCUCCACCUGUGGCGCCGGCACACCGGGUUCUAGUCCCGGUCGGGGCGCCAGAUUCUGUCCCGGUUGCCCCUCUUCCAGGCCAGCCCUCUGCUGUGGCCCGGGAGGGCAGUGGAGGAUGGCCCAAGUGCUUGGGCCCUGCACCCACAUGGGAAGCAUCUGGCUCCUGGCUUCGGACCAGCGCAGCGCACCGGCCGUGGAGGCCAUUUGCGGGGUGAACCAACAGAAGGAAGACCUUUCUCUCUGUCUCUUUCUCUCUCACUAACUCUGCCUGUCAAAAUAAAUAAAUGCUGCUAGAAAAGACUCAUAAUAUAAAACUCAGGUGUUGAUUGUUAACUCUCAGAAAACAAGAUGAGACAGGGAGGGAAGGUGAUGGAUGAUCCUAAAGAAACUAUGUAUUGGGGCUGGCACUGUGGAGUAGCAGAUAAAGCCGCCACCUGCAUUACCAGCAUCCCAUAUGGGCACUGGUUCAAGACCCAGCUGCUCCACUUCCAAUCCAGAUCUCUGCUAUGGCCUGGGAAAGCAGUGGAAGAUGACCCAAGUCCCUGGGCCCCUGCACCCACGUGGGAGACCCAGAAGAAGCUCCUGGCUCCCAGCUUUGGAUUGGCACAGCUCAGGCCAUUGUGGCCUUCUGGCGAGUGAACCAGUGGAUAGAAGACCUCUCUCUCUCUCUCUGCCUCUCUAACUCUUCUUUUAAAAUAAAAUUUAAAAAAAGUGUCAAAUGGCCGGUGCCGCGGCUCAGUAGGCUAAUCCUCCGCCUCGCGGCACCGGCACACCAGGUUCUAGUCCUGGUCAGGGCGCUGGAUUCUGUCCCGGUUGCCCCUCUUCCAGGCCAGCUCUCUGCUGUGGCCAGGGAGUGCAGUGGAGGAUGGCCCAAGUCCUUGGGCCCUGCACCCCAUGGGAGACCAGGAGAAGCACCUGGCUCCUGCCUUCGGACAGGCGCGGUGCGCCGGCCGUGCCGGCCAUUGGAGGGUGAACCAACAGAAAAGGAAGACCUUUCUCUCUGUUUCUCUCUCACUGUCCACUCUGCCUGUCAAAAAAAAAAAAAAAAGUGUCAAAUGUCACCAAAAUAACAAGAUUUUUGACCACAGUAUAACCAAAGCUUAUAAAACUAAGAGAAUAUUUUAGCCAUUAUCUCCCGCAAAUACUAUCCACAGUGUUAUCUUUCAAUAGGAAAGCUGCUUUUAGAGGUGGAUUAUAUAUCCACGUAAACUCAAGAUGUUUCUGAAAUUUUACAUAAAUUAACGUACUAUCUAAAAAGUUUUCUGAGACAAGCUAAUGACUUUCAGGAAAGUUCUUAUUAUUUGAGUAACUUACUAAGACAAAGCACUCAUACAAAAUGAGGAUUUCAGCUUUUCACAAUCUCCAUUUGAUCUCAACAGCUACCUUGUGAAGUAGGCAGGGUGUGUAUUUUAAUCUCAGCUAUACAGAUAAGGAAAUUAAGCCUAGUGGGGGUUGCUGCUCUGCGCAAGAUGAUACGGAGCCAAGCAUCAUCUUUAGAUUUCUACUUCAGUCCAUAAAUUCUCGGUCAUAAUUAGGACCAAAGGAAAACUAAAGGUUCUGAAGAAACACAGAAUAUGUUGUAAUAGUAACAUUUAUUUAAGAAUUAACUACUAGUUUUUGAAAUUUGAAGAACCUUCCGGCUUCCCUCUAUAUGAAAGGAAGCAUUAUUUUAUUAUUUGAAGUUUAAAGUUCAGUGUGUUUCUCCUUAAGGAAAACUCCUCAUCAGAAUUCAAAGUUUAAAAAAAGGAAAGAUAUAAUGUAGUAGUCAAUUAACAAGCGGUGAUGAGGAUCCAGGAGCUUACAUGCUGCUGUGAUCAGCUUACAGUCAUUCUGGUUACACCUGCGGUCUCGACAGGCGCAGCCUGUUCCCAAACCUGCCCAACAAGGCAGCCGGCUCGGUGAUCACAGGUUUUUUUUAACUUUCAAUUACAUACCAUAGUAGUUUGUAUGUUUAAAGAGCAGAGUUCACGAAAUUAUGACUGGAAUGGCUAAAGCAUACAUGUUUUAUUGGGCCUAUGAAGUAUUUAAAAAGCCAAUACUUUAAGCUUUUUCACACAAGAAUCCCAAUUCCAUCUUGUCUUAAAUCAAAAAAUCUUGCAAUACUUGGCCAGAAUCUGCAAAGGCAAUACAAAAUAAUGGCUGUUCUCUUUAAAAUGACCCAUGCUCUUCCAAACUGUUUCAUGGCCUUUUUUUUAGAGAUCUACUUUAUGUGAAAGGCAGAGUUACACAGAGGAAGAGACAGAGUGUGGCCUAUCAGCCAGAGCUGGGCCAGGUUGAAACUAGGAGCCUGGAGCCUAGAACUCCAUCUAAGUCUCCCACCUGCAUGGCAGGGCCCAAGGCCUCUGGCCAUCUUCCGCUGCUUUCUCAGCAGGAGCUGGACUGGAAGUCGAGCAGCCAGGACUUCAACCUGUGUUCAUAUGCUGGCACUGCAGGCAGGGGGCAUCGACCCAUUG